This is a messenger RNA of Camelina sativa (false flax), 723 nucleotides long. The record is from RefSeq and is a predicted model, not a curated record. NCBI's taxonomy places the organism in Eukaryota, Viridiplantae, Streptophyta, Magnoliopsida, Brassicales, Brassicaceae.
AUGAUUCCAGCAAUGAUGAACGAGAACGUUCCUGACAAAUGGCGUACACCUACUUUCAGUCAGUUCAGUUUCAGGAGGAAGAGUGUCUCGAAGGUCCCUCAAAACGUACAGGUUGGUGACUAUGGCGUGUACGCUCUAAAAAACAAUCCUCUCAAAGGUUUUAUCUGGCCACACGCGAUGUUGAACCAAGACGUGAUUCAAGAGAUCCUCUCUCAUUGUUCAGCGACGGAGAUUGCAAGAUUCCGUCUACAAAACAAAGAGUGCAACAAAAGAAGUUACGAGUUGAGAUUUAUCGAUCAUCAUCUCCAUAGAGCCAACUCUGUUUUCGGCUAUUUUGUUCAUUACGAGGACAAAUGGUUUAGGUAUCGGCCCCGUUUUGUCCCCAGCGUUGAAGCAGAACAAGAAGAAAAAGGAGAUAAAAAACAAAUCUCGCUUCAGUUUCUUCCUCAGAACAACGCAAAGAUCAAAGCUUGUGAUACACAUCAUGGGAUUUUGAUCUGUAUCGGUGAUAGGUUUAAAGGAGCGAAAAUGAUACCAGAUUACAUCGUUUGUAAACCUGCCACAAAGCAGUUCCGGAUCAUACCAAACCCUAAAACUCGAUAUCUGACGAUCACAACCGGUUUAAUGGUGAUUUCUUUGAAUCCGUUUCGGUAUAAGAUCAUUAGGGUUUCUGAACCAAGGACAUGGAUGACCAAGGAAGGUUUCUAUAUUCACAACCGUUAG